Salvia hispanica is the source of this 2805-nucleotide messenger RNA. Its product is annotated as coilin. Gene Ontology annotation, biological process: spliceosomal snRNP assembly. Gene Ontology annotation, cellular component: Cajal body. Lineage: Eukaryota; Viridiplantae; Streptophyta; Magnoliopsida; Lamiales; Lamiaceae. Gene Ontology annotation, molecular function: U1 snRNA binding; U2 snRNA binding. The record is from RefSeq and is a predicted model, not a curated record.
AGUGACAGCCUGCCCUGCUCUCUCCCUCCACAGUCCACACCUUCACAGCGAGCGAGAAUUAGGGGAAGCUUGCAUGAGUGAUGGACUCGUGCAAGAGAAUCCGAGUGGUAUUCAAAGAUGACGACAUUUUGAGCGAUACCCAGAAAUUGGAGGGCUUGACCCGCAGCUGGAUUCUGCUCCAACCCCGCCGCCUCCACGCCGUUUCCGACCUCGCCUCCCAUCUGCUCCACGCUUUCCGUCUCCACCAAUCCUGCCCCAACGGCCUCCUCCUCUCCAUAUCUGGCUUUGCCUUACCGCCGUUUAUAUCUACCAGCAUUUUAAAAGAUAAUGAGAUUAUCAGUGUGAAGAAAAGGAAACACAUUUUGUCAAUAGAAGGAAACGAUGCUGCUAAUGAUGUUCAGAAAUUGAAACCUCAGGAGAAGCAACCUGUAGAUGGUGGUGUCUUGCUUUUAGCAAAUGAGGAGUUUGAGAAAGAAAAAGGUGGUUAUGAAAGUGAUGAAUCAAAAAAAGUAUCUGAAGAUGAUGAUAAAUUCCUGUUGGAUGUGGUUGAAAAUUCUUCAGGUUGUAAGUCAAAAAAGAAAAACCGCAAAAGAAAAGUUGCGGAAUCUGAAGAUGAUGAAGUCCCAUUGGAAAUUGUAGAAGAUUCUGCAUGUCGAAAUUCAAGAAAGAAAAACUGUAAAAGAAAAUCAGUGGAGAGGCUAGAAGGCAAUAAGGAGAAGAAACAGUGUUCUGUGGUUACGGGAAAUGCUUCUAGUGAUGUUUGUAAAGAGAAAAAAGAUGCUUCUGUGGCUGGAGAUAACGUGGAAAACAAAGAUGGGCCUGCUAAGCGUAGUGAUAAAAAUAAUGAUGUGGCGGAGCCUGGUGAGGAGAGAACUGUUGAUGUUCAAGAGAACGACAAUGAGACUGAUGAUGCCAAAAUUUCCCCCAAGGAAACAAAAAAGGCUCCAAGUAGAAGUGCUCGGCGGAAGACUAAAAAAAGACGUUGGUUGCGUGAAAUGGCAAACAUUCAGAAGAAAAAUGCAACCUGUGAAUCAGAGGGUCUUCGAAACUGGAAAGAGGAUCAAGCUAAAGCUGACAGAAAAAAGACGGAUGACCAAUGGAAUGGACAGCAGAAGUGGAAAAAAUACCAAGCUGAUGCUGAAAGGAACAAAUCAGAUGGUCAGCCGAAAGGACUACUACAGUGCAAGCUAUCUUCCCCAAGCAAAGGGGUUGUUAAGGGAAAAAAGCAUUACCAACACAACAAUGACUUUCUUGAACUUCCAAAACAAAAUGGCGAUGUAUGCAAGCAGAAAAAUCAAAAUGGUGAUGUACAAAAGCUGCAAAAUCAAAACAACGAUAAACAUGAUCAGCUGGCCCAAAUGAGUGACACAUUAGAGCCGCCGAGCCACAGUUUGCAUGAGCAAUCAGGUCAGAUUAGUCCAUCUGUACAAGAAUGUACAAAUAAAAAACGUGAUGCAUCAAAGCAAUCAAAUCACAAAAGUAUCGAGGAGGAUGAAGUUGUUCCCAUUGAAAUAAGGCCAGGACAUAUCCGCUUUGAACCUUUGGAAGAAGAAGAAGCUAUGCAGCAAGACCAUGCACCUCUGGAAAUCUUUAAUUGGAAUGGAAUUACUAGCAAGAAGAAAGGCCAACAGUGGGGGAAGGAAAACCGUAGAUUCACUUCUAUAAAUGACUACAGAACAAACAAAGAGGAUUUCGAAACACCGACUAAAGAGAAAAAGAAACAACCAAAUGAGCGAAUCGACUUUGAUAAGCUUCCACCUCUUCCUGGCUCGCCAAAGGAAGGGGAUCUCAUUGCAUAUCGAGUUCUGGAAUUAUCAUCAACAUGGACCCCUGAGCUUUCUGCCCAUCGAGUUGGAAACGUGGCUUGGUACAAUGCGGAAUCCAACCAAACAAUGUUACUGCCAGUACCAGAAUAUCCGAUCGUUUAUGAGGAAGACGAUGAGGAUGAAGCCGCACAACUUGAUACUUCGCUUUAUAAAGAAGAUGGUUCUUUGGAGAUUGAUUUUUCAGCACUCGUUGACGUCCGUGUCCUCACCAGUGGGGGAUCAAAACCAGGAAACAAAGCUGUGACAUGUGUGAAUGAAGCAUCUACAAAGGAUGUAAAUGCUCUGAAGAAAGCGUUGCCUGUCACCAGUGGUAAACCAACAGCCGAACCCAGCCCAGAUACUCAAGAAUCUGACCAGGGUAAAGAGACACAGCAGCCUAGUGAAGAAAUUGGCGGGGGCAUCUGGGACCAAUUGAGCGAGGCUCUAAAAGCCAAAAAGGAGCAACUAUCCAAGGUAAAUGGUUGGGACAGUACCCCCAAGAAGGUGGUGGUCUCUCAGGAGAAUAGUCGGGGGAAGAAUGAGAAAAAGGUGCAAGCAUCACCUGGAAGUAACUUGGACAAGAAACCACAGAUGUUGCAGGACAAUAGUUGGGGAAAGCAGAAUAUAGGCAGUAAAUCAUGGUCGUAUAAAGCUCUGAGAGGAAGCGGACUUGGUCAAACGAUGGCUUUGCUGAGGUCGAAGAGGGAUACAUGUGAGACCGAAACUAAAUGAAACUCGAUUGCUAGGUUUUUGAUAGAAUGAUGGCAGUGUGUGCGUCCUUGUCAAUCCGUGUAAAUCGCCAUUGGUUUGAUAACUUAAUUAUGCAGGAAGCUUAAGCUAGUUCAACUUGUUAGAUAGUUGAGGUGCCAAGGGGAUCUCACUCAUUUGCGUACUUGGUUCCCUUUUCCUGGUAAAGUAUCUGGUAAAUUAACCUGUAUUUGUUUCGUACAUCCAAACUAACUACCCGAAAGUAAACAAACCCAUCAACCUUUCAUAUUUA